Messenger RNA from Cydia pomonella (codling moth), 1808 nucleotides. RefSeq names its product peroxisome assembly protein 12 (gene Pex12). Gene Ontology annotation, cellular component: peroxisomal importomer complex; peroxisomal membrane. Gene Ontology annotation, biological process: protein monoubiquitination; protein import into peroxisome matrix. The coding region runs from base 456 to 1451 and encodes 331 amino acids. The record is from RefSeq and is a predicted model, not a curated record. NCBI's taxonomy places the organism in Eukaryota, Metazoa, Arthropoda, Insecta, Lepidoptera, Tortricidae. The transcript is spliced from 7 exons. Gene Ontology annotation, molecular function: ubiquitin-protein transferase activity; protein binding; zinc ion binding.
GUGAAGUCAUUAUUGUGUUGCAUACAUGAUGACUUUGAUGAUAGUGUCCAAGUUUUUAAAGGUAAUUUAAAAUGUCAUUUUAAAUAGUAGAAGAAAUGUUGACAGGUACUACGAAACCACUUUUUGACAUUUCGACUGACAUAAUAACAUAACCUUAAAUCAACUACAAAACAAGAAAUCUAAUUUGUAGAUUAAUUUUAAUCCUAUAUCCCAUUCUAUUAUCGUUCAUAAAUUACUUAUGAUAAAAGUGUACUCCAAUGAUUUUUCCGAAAGGCAUAUAUUCGAGCCUUAAGAACAUUUUACCAGAUUGGUAAACACUGUGAAUUUUUAUAGGUUUUUAUUACUCUUACUGGCUUCCUACUGCCUGAGCGUCACAUUACACAGGUCAAGAAAUUAUUGUAAAUAUUUGUAGUAAAAUUUUGUUGUUGCUACUGCCCCUUGUGAAACUUAUAACUAUGGCGGUGUACGCUGCGCACUUGACGAGGACGUUGCAUGGAGCCCCCUCGGUGUUCCAAGUAGUGGCGCAGGAGGCACUGGGAGCUACUGUGAAACCUGCUUUUGGGAAACUUGUAGAGUAUUUGGCAACGGUGUACCCUGAGCAGCUGGGCUGGUGUGAGCGCUGGUACGAUGAGCUCUUCCUGUUAUUUGAGGGGUUUCUGCAAUACCACUACCUCAAGCAUUAUGCUGCAUCAUUUUCUGAAAGCUUCUACGGCCUGGUGAGAGCACCAUUAUCCCCAAGUGGGGAAUUCCACUCCGGGACUCGCUUGCCCCGUGGCGCAGAACUUGGGUCACUGGCGUUAUUAGUGGUACUGCCUUACCUGCGAGACAAGUUGGAGAGCGCCGUGACACGCUGGAGAGACGAGCAUGAAGAUGGCGUACUUGGAAAGGGCCACACAGCCACGGCAAAGCGCGCAGCCAUCCACGUCUACUCCACUAUCCAUCUGGUCACCUCACUCGCCAAGCUCGUCCAACUAGCGGCAUAUCUCAGAGGCGCAUCCAGCCCUACUCCAUCCCUGGCAGCCCUGGGGCUGACGUUAAGAGACGCACCCCCUCAAGCACAGGACGAUACCUGGGGGGAUUUGGUCAGAAGUCUGGUGGCUGGUCAGUGUGGAAGUGCAGCAGUGACGUUCCCCAUGCUGGGCAGCGCGGCGCUGCGCUGCGCGGAGUACGGCGCCUUCGCGGUGCAGUUCCUGCGCUGGUGGGACGCGCGCGCGCCCGCCGCCCGCCCCGCCGCCUGCCCGCCGCCCCCACAGCGGGACCCUGGCUUAGAGCGAUGGCGUAACAAAUGUCCCAUCUGUCUGCAACAGUGGAAGACGCCUACGGCUCUUCCCGUCUCCGGGUUGAUAUUCUGCUACAGCUGCAUCUCGCGCCACCUCCGCGCCCGCCGCGCCUGCCCCGCCACGCGGCUGCCGGCGCAGGAGGCCGAUCUCGUGCGAAUGUAUAUCGACUAGAACAAUGAUAUUAUAACUCCAGAUAGGUUAUAGGCGUUCCAAAAUUAAAACGCUUAAGUGGGGGCUCGCGCAAAAUUGUAGUUUUUAUUUAGAUUUUCAAGUUUUAAUUAAGGGCAAAUGCAAUGAAAAAAUCAUACGGAAACUACACUAUAUUUCCCAAGGCAAAUUCCAAGAAAAACCUUAAAAGGUUAAAGUUGAGUCGAUAGAAAAAAAAAACACGGAUACGUCUAAUUUUCAUUUAUUUUCAAUUGUAUACCGUUACAUUGCAAUCCACUUUUUAUAUAGCUAGUGAUAUAUAGAUUUUAGUAUGGCUAGUUUUUUCCGAGGGAUUUGACCAGCGAAAUUUUAAUUAAAAAA